This is a messenger RNA of Calidris pugnax (ruff), 3487 nucleotides long. RefSeq names its product SMAD family member 2 (gene SMAD2). Gene Ontology annotation, cellular component: heteromeric SMAD protein complex. Gene Ontology annotation, molecular function: RNA polymerase II cis-regulatory region sequence-specific DNA binding; I-SMAD binding; DNA-binding transcription factor activity, RNA polymerase II-specific. The transcript has 12 exons. Gene Ontology annotation, biological process: BMP signaling pathway; anatomical structure morphogenesis; SMAD protein signal transduction. The record is from RefSeq and is a predicted model, not a curated record. The coding region runs from base 111 to 1622 and encodes 503 amino acids. NCBI's taxonomy places the organism in Eukaryota, Metazoa, Chordata, Aves, Charadriiformes, Scolopacidae.
GGGGAAGGCAGCGCUGAGGGAGGAGGGCGGCAGCGCAGCUCGCCGAGGAAGAGGGCUCAGACCGGAAUCUCUAAUUUAUUACUUGCUGAGUGUUCUGUCCGGUGAAAGUCAUGUCGUCCAUCUUGCCCUUCACUCCACCAGUUGUGAAGAGACUUCUGGGGUGGAAAAAAUGUGCUGGUAGCUCUGGAGGGGCUGGUGGUGGUGAGCAGAACGGUCAGGAGGAAAAGUGGUGUGAAAAAGCAGUGAAAAGCUUGGUCAAGAAGCUAAAGAAAACAGGACAGCUGGAUGAGCUUGAGAAGGCAAUUACCACUCAAAAUUGCAAUACGAAAUGUGUGACAAUACCAAGCACUUGCUCUGAAAUUUGGGGACUGAGUACACCAAACACGAUAGAUCAGUGGGAUACAGCAGGCCUUUACAGCUUCUCUGAACAAACCAGAUCUCUCGAUGGCCGCCUGCAGGUGUCUCACCGUAAAGGAUUACCACACGUUAUUUACUGUCGCUUGUGGCGCUGGCCAGAUCUUCACAGUCACCAUGAACUUAAAGCAAUUGAAAACUGUGAAUAUGCUUUUAAUCUUAAAAAGGAUGAAGUAUGUGUAAACCCUUACCACUACCAGAGAGUGGAGACACCAGUCUUGCCUCCUGUACUAGUGCCGCGGCACACUGAGAUUCUAACGGAGCUUCCGCCUCUUGAUGACUAUACCCAUUCCAUUCCUGAAAACACUAACUUUCCAGCUGGAAUUGAACCACAGAGCAAUUACAUACCAGAAACACCACCUCCAGGCUAUAUUAGUGAAGAUGGAGAAACGAGUGACCAGCAGUUGAACCAAAGCAUGGAUACAGGAUCCCCAGCAGAGCUGUCUCCUAGUACUCUCUCCCCAGUUAAUCAUAGCCUGGUUAUAGAAAGGCAACAGGAUCGUCUCAGCGUCUGGCACUCACAGCAACAUCAGCUUAAUCAUUUUACUGAGCAAAAUGCAAGCCCUGAACUGCAUGGUCUGUGGUCAGACUUGCAGCCAGUUACUUACUCGGAACCUGCGUUUUGGUGUUCGAUAGCAUAUUAUGAAUUGAAUCAAAGAGUGGGAGAAACCUUCCAUGCAUCACAGCCUUCGCUGACCGUAGAUGGCUUCACAGAUCCAUCAAAUUCAGAACGAUUUUGUUUAGGUCUGCUUUCCAAUGUAAACAGAAAUGCUACAGUGGAAAUGACAAGGCGACACAUAGGACGGGGAGUACGUCUCUACUACAUCGGUGGGGAAGUUUUUGCUGAGUGCCUAAGCGAUAGCGCGAUUUUUGUGCAGAGCCCCAACUGUAAUCAAAGAUACGGCUGGCAUCCUGCAACCGUCUGCAAAAUCCCACCAGGUUGCAAUCUAAAAAUCUUUAAUAACCAAGAAUUUGCUGCUCUUCUGGCUCAAUCUGUGAAUCAGGGUUUUGAAGCAGUUUAUCAGCUUACUAGAAUGUGUACCAUAAGAAUGAGCUUUGUUAAAGGAUGGGGAGCUGAAUACAGGCGGCAAACGGUAACAAGCACUCCUUGCUGGAUUGAACUUCAUCUGAAUGGACCUCUACAAUGGUUGGACAAAGUAUUGACUCAGAUGGGCUCCCCUUCAGUACGCUGCUCCAGCAUGUCGUAAAACUCCUUCCUCCGUUACCAGUGGGCUAAAUAUCGACUCCAAUCAACAGACUUAAUAUAACAGCUCUUCUGUCGUAGUAUUUGUGUGUGGUCCCCAUGAACUGUUUACUAUCCAAAAAGGUUUUUAAAAAACAAAAAAAAAAAAAGAAAAACAGCACUUGAGGUCUCAUCAAUUAAAGCACCUUGUGGAUUCUGUUUCCUAUACUCUGAUACUAGAUGAAAAUUUAGUUUAUAGAAAUACCUUCUUCAGAAAGAAGGGACAGUUCUAAAGACUCUUAAUGGUGUUUUUAUUGGAUAUAUAAUUGAGUGUCCUAAUGGUUUAUCAAUAACAUGAAUAGCAAAGUAUAUGUCCAGAUAAUAUAUCAUGAUCUCAAAUAUCACAGUAUUGUGCUGUUCUACAUUUUAGUUCCCAUAAAUAGUCAUUUGGUUUUUUUGAUUGGGGCAAAUCUCACAUAAAUUCCAAGACUCUACUCCUUUAUUCUUUUAUAUUUUUUUAUAUAAGCAGGUUUUCGACUUGUCCUAAACAUAAAAAGCAGACUUUCCUUGUAGAAAAGCUUAACUUUUUGCUGCCUUCUUAAAGAAAAAGAAAAUCCCUCCAUUGGAAGGGAAAGAAAUGUCUUGAGAUUCAUCUGUGAAACCUUAAGACACUUUAUAUGCUUAAUGGGGCCUAAAAUGAAUUCAUAUUAUAAAUUCCAAGUCUUCAUCACACUAGGAGUCUACUUUUCCCUACUCAUCUGAGUUGACACAUCUGUUACCAGCAGUAUUACUGGCACUGAUAUAAUUUGGGACUUUUUUAGUACCUUGAAUCAUUGAAAUCAGUAUUUUUUUCUCAUGGAAUGAGAAUUUACUGUAGCAUUGGAUACAGAAUUAAGUACGCAAGGUUCUGGGCGUACCCCUUACAUCUGUUUGGGGUUUUUUGUUUGGUUUAUUUUUUUUAAUUAAACAGAUGCUACUAAAAAUAAUGGUUUUUAGGUUUUGGAGCCAGAUACCUUGAAAAAUCCUUUCCCAGGGUAAACUAGACUCUUUCGUAGUUUUUUAAAUAGAUGCAGCUUCUUAACAUAUUUCAGUAACAGAAUUUAAAUUUCUGAUCAGAGUGGCUUUGUAUAGCUUACUUACAUACCAGAUCAUACGCAUUCAUUAUGUCAUAAUGGGCCUUGUUAUUAAAAGUAGUUGCUUCUGCAAAACCUCUAGGAUAGUGGUUGCUGAGGUAUGACCAGCGAAGGAGGACUUCUAGGUUCUUCAUGACAGUGCAUGUUAUUGUGAACCCUUGGACACUACAGCUGCACCAUAUUAAAAAAAAAAAAAAAUAUUCUGAAAUAUAUUCUACAAAUAAGUCUGGGUUGGGGAAGGGUUGGGAAACUGUAUAGAAGGGUUAUUCUGACUUGAAAAAAUAUACAUCUUACUAACAAUCUUGUGAUCUAGCUGUCUGUCAUUCUUUUGUUAUUGUGGCAGUAGCAGGAUUGCUUUUUGUCUGGUUUUUUCUUUCCUCUCCCACAUUUUCACCCAUUACACUAGUACCGUACUUUGUAAGUACGUCUAGUGAUAACUUUAGCUUUGAGAACAAAAAAAUGUGGCCAGUGUUACAGCUUUUAAUCAGUUGACUGAACCGAUGGUAGUAACGGAUAUUCUUAUGCCGUAAUGACUAGGGCAUAGAAGCAAUACCAAAAAUCAAGCCUUGAAAAAACGGGCCAGACACCUUUUAAAUACAUAAAUAAAUAAAAGAAUUGGCAAAGCAGUUACCAGUUUGUGCUAGUUUUACCAGUAGACCAAUGUAUUGGUAGAACUUGUGAACCUAAGAAAUAAGCUUCAUGCGUGUUGCAUUUGCCUAAUACGUGAAUACACUAAUAAAAGUUUUAAUUCUCAUGA